Molecule: messenger RNA, 375 nt
Organism: Meloidogyne enterolobii
Lineage: Eukaryota; Metazoa; Nematoda; Chromadorea; Rhabditida; Meloidogynidae
Source: the annotation of a GenBank genome assembly
UUUAUUAGUUAUGUUGGUUCAAUUUGUGGAUUAGUUUAUAUGUUUAUUCUUCCUUGUGCCGUCCAUCUAAAACGUUUACAAAUACAAGGACGCCUUAAUAAUGUGCAAAUAGCUAUACAUUGUUUAAUUAUGUUGUGUGGAGUUCUCAAUCUUUUUGCUCAAUUUUUUGUUUAAAUUAAUAUCCAAGUAUUUAUGCUCACAAAAUCUUUCACUUAUCACAUACCCCUCAGAAUUAAUCUAAAAUUUAAAUGUCUAAAUAAGCUGGAUUUUACACAAAAAUAUAAAAUGCUUUCCAAGAAUGCCCUUAAAUUAAAUGAAAUUUAUAGGAAUAUUUUUAUUCUAUUAAUUAUGCAUUUCCCCUUCACUAGUCUUUAA